Messenger RNA from Moneuplotes crassus, 371 nucleotides. The record is from the annotation of a GenBank genome assembly. NCBI's taxonomy places the organism in Eukaryota, Ciliophora, Spirotrichea, Euplotida, Euplotidae.
AAUUUAUCAACGAUGAAGGUAUCAAGAAUCCCUUGGAUGCUAGGAUGCUUCUCUGUUACUGCAGGGAUAGCAAUGCAAAGCAUAGCUCAUCAUAAAUCAGACUUUAAUGAUCGUGACCGUAGUAGUUUGUACAAUACCUCAGCAGUGACAAUGGUAAAUGGAGUAGGAAUGUGCCUCCUUGCGAUGAAGAGAAGUAAAUUUGCAGCUCCUGUCUUUGGUCUCCAGUUCGCUGGCCUUCUCCUUUUCCCAGGCCUUGUGACUUACAGACUCUAUUAUCAGGACAGUACUUAUAGCAAAUACAUUCCAUAUGGAGGAGUUUCUAUCAUGCUUUCUUGGUUGCUAAUGGGACUGAUUUAGCUCAUUCAAUAUAA